This is a messenger RNA of Alligator mississippiensis (American alligator), 11984 nucleotides long. RefSeq names its product nuclear receptor binding SET domain protein 1 (gene NSD1). NCBI's taxonomy places the organism in Eukaryota, Metazoa, Chordata, Crocodylia, Alligatoridae. Gene Ontology annotation, biological process: regulation of DNA-templated transcription. The transcript is spliced from 23 exons. Gene Ontology annotation, molecular function: histone H3K36 methyltransferase activity; protein binding. Gene Ontology annotation, cellular component: nucleus; chromatin. The record is from RefSeq and is a predicted model, not a curated record. The coding region runs from base 206 to 7783 and encodes 2525 amino acids.
GCCGCGGGCCGGGCCGGGCCGGGCCGGGAGCGGGGGCGCUCGCCGCCCCCCGGCCGGGCAGAGGGAGGGGCCGGCUCCCCGCUGCCCACUGGUGCCCGGCUGGGAGCGCCCGGCCCGCCGCCGCCGCCUCCAUUUUGUGCGGGAGCGCGGCGGCGCGGGGAGGGGGCGCGGGCCGCAGGGGGAGGCGCGGGCCCGCCCGCCCGGCAUGGACCAGGCCUGCGAGGUGAGCCGCCGCAGCUGCCUGGUGCCGUUCGGCAGCGCGCUGCCCCUGCCGGGCCCCGACGGCCGGCGCAGCCCGUAUGGCCCGGACCCGUCGUCCUGCUACAUCCCGCUGCGCCGGCUGCAGGACCUGGCCUCCAUGAUCAGCGCCGAGCCCGGCUCCCCGCCGCCCGCCGACGACCCGCCGCGCCCGGCCCGCGGCCCGGACGCCGCCACGCCGGGCAUGGAGCCGGGCCCCGCGGAGCCGUGGUCGGGCUCGGAGCUGGACGACUCGGAGGCGAGCGCGGGGCCCCCGGACCUGCCGGCGCUGGAGCCCCAUCGUGUGAAGAAGAAGCCCACGCCAGUGAAGUAUGACAUGGACGACCUCGUCUGGGCCAAGUUCAGCCGCCGGCCCUGGUGGCCCUGCACCAUCUGCCUCGACCCGACACUGGAUUGCCACUCGAAGAUGAAAGCGUCCAACCGGAGACCAUACCGCGAAUACUACGUCGAAGCCCUGGGGGACCCCUCGGAGAAGGCCUGGGUGGCCGGGAAAGCAAUCAUGCCUUUUGAGGGCAGACACCAGUUUGAAGAGCUGCCAGUUCUGCGGAAGAGAGGGAAGCAAAAAGAAAAAGGCUACAAGCACAAGGUGCCUCAGCGGUUCAUGGCCAAGUGGAAGGUCGGCGUCUCCCAGGCAGAAGACCUGCUCCUGCAGGGACUGGAGGAGUGGAUGCGCAGCCCGAGCCCCCGCAAGCCAGGCCGCAGGAAGGGGGCACAGCUGCAGCCACCAUGCACAAACGGCCCCAGCACGGUGCGGGGCCGGCAGCUCAAUGGCUGCUUCAGCUCCCUGGCAUUUCCCUCCAGGUACACGGGCAAUGAGAAGGGCAAGUCAGGCACCAAAUCACAAGUGAAGAAGAACUCCGAUAGCCGGAAGAGGACAAGGGUAAAAAAGACCAGAGUGCGGAUGGAGACGGUGAAGAGGGGGCUCGGGGGGCAGGCGCCCAGGAGCAUGGCCAGGAACUUGCUGGGGGGGAACCUGCCAGAGAAGCACGCGUCCCACGAGCUGCGGCGCAUCGCAAGCAGCUUGACGAUCUCCGGCGGCACCAAGGAAAACCACCUGCUGGCGUCCUUUGGGGACAGGCGCUUUGAGAAGGAGCACACAUACGGGGCCCCGAGCAGCGCCGCCCCGCGGGACUCGCGCUCCAGCCCCUCCACGGAGGGGGGCAGCCCUGGCAGCUUCUACCGUGGCUCCCAGCAGCACAGCCGUUACUCCAUGCCUGGCGCCAGGGACCUGGACAGCGACUCCGACUCGCUGACCUCCUCCUCUUCCUCCUCCUCCUCCUCCUCCUCCUCUUCCUCCUCCUCCUCCUCCUCGGAGGACGAUGGGGAUAGCGACCUGGACCUCAUGGACCAGAGCCCCGAGAGAGCCUUUGGCGCCCUGCACAUCAGCGACGAGACGCUGGAUGACGACUUUCCUGUCGGGGCCAGUGGGAGCCUGAGCCGUGCUGUGCGCCUGGCUCAGAGCAGUGGCCGGAGAGCCAGGAAACGGGCCUAUCGGGACCACCGACCCCUGCAGAGCUCCCACACCAUCAGCAUUGAGUCGGGACCCGAAGAAGGGGAGGUCGAAGAAGCCUCCUCAGACGCUGAGCCACCCACCCCUGCCCGACUGUGCCCUGCGGCUACCCGACGCGACAAUCUCCCCCCUGCAGACAAGCACACUACGCCCCUUGGCACUGGCCCUCCUGCCCGAGUGCCCAGCCAGGGGGCUGCACCGCCUCACAGCCUCCAGCUGCUGUCAGGUAGAAGCACCCUGCGCACCGCAGGGCCAGAGCCCAGCCUGGCCCGGGAGGAGAGCGGCAUGCAUCGCGGCACUGCCGACACCAAAGGUUUCCCUGGCGCCACCCUGGAACUGCUCGGCAAAGGCAGCAAGGCAGACGGCCAGCGGCUGCUGAACAACGUGCAUGAGAAGCGCCAGGAGGCAGCCGAGGUGGAGGCGGCCGUGGUGAAGCACUCACUGUCUUUCCGGUCCCUCAGCGAGGAGGCGAGUAGCGGUGGGCCCCCGAAGCCCGCCGUGCCCUCGCUUUUCACAUCUGCCUCUGGCCAUGGCCUGCCUAUCGAGCCGGACUACAAGUUCAGCACCCUGCUGAUGAUGCUGAAGGACAUGCACGACAGCAAGACCAAGGAGCAGCAGCUCAUGGCGGCUCAGAACUUGGCCUUGUAUUGUGGCGAUGGCCCCGGGAGUGGCCCGGCCAGUGCCCCAAAGCUGCUGCCUGCGCUGGGCCACCCUUUCAAGGCGGAGCGGAACGGGGAUUGUCUCCCGGAGGUGGCGCGGCAGAGCCCCAGUGCUAGUGAACCCUCCCUGUCCAGCACAGGGGCCAAGCUCCCUGGACUCGGGGCCAGCAAGAGGGAGCCAGGCGGUGCUCCAGCCUCCAGCUCCAACGGCACCAACUGCAUUGCCAGGCGCCACAGCGCUAAGCCCAAGCCGCCGUCCAAGCGAGCGGGGAGCAGAAAGGAGACGAAGCUGGACAGACCUGCCCCAGCCCUUGGGCGGUUCUCGCGGGAUGCAGCUGCCGGCGGGUCCCGCAAGCGCAGAGAGGUGCUGGGGGCAGGGACGGGUCCCCUGGGCAAGGACACGGGCAGCUCGGAAAGGAAAGGACCCCUGGGGCUGCUGGGGCACUCCACCGACGAGGACUCGGUGUGCUCCUCCGACAGCUCAGACCCCCUCCGCGGGAUGCCCGAGCUGGAGAAGAGCGUCCCGAGCUGUACGUCUGCCGAGAACAGCGAGAGCCCAGAGCUGGACUCGGAGGCCAACAGCGAGUGCUCCCUGGGUGAGGAGACCAGCGGUGCCAACCACGUGGCGCCCAAGAAGCGCUGGCAGCGUUUUAACCAAAGCAAUGCGAAAGCCAGUAAGCAAGGCCGCCGGCCUCGGGCCCCAGGGAGCUCACAGCGGGCCCUCCAGAGUCGGACUCCCAGCACCUUCCCGCUGAAGGGAAGCAAGUGCACGGUGCACAGGCCUCCUGCCCCCAGCCCAAGCGACACAGCAGGGCAGGGCUGCCAGAACCACCGGGACUCAGCCAUGCCACGGCUGACGGCACGUGACAAGCCUGACAUGGAGCCGGAUCUGGGCAGCUUUGCACCCCGGGCUGAGUUCCCUGCACAAGUCAUUUCGGAGCGGAAGCGCCUGAGGAAGCCGAGCAAGCGGCUGCUGGAGUAUGCCGAGGAGUACGACCAUAUCUUCGCGCCCAAGAAGAAGCCCAGGAAGAGCCAUGAGCCAUCACGGAAGGUGAAUGCCCUAGAGAGGUCUGAGUGUCAAGAGGAGGAAGGUCUUCCCGCACCGCGCAGCCCUGGCCGUGGCGCUCAGAGCAGGCGGCUAGAGCACAGCCCUUUCGUUUCAACUCCAUCUUCCUCUUCAACCAAAGAGUCUCCUCCGGUCCUCGAGCGAGAGCCGCCCCUCUCGGAAGAGCCCACGGAGCUGGCCAGCCGACUCGGAGAGGGGCCCGCAGAGCUGCCUGAGCUGACGCUGUCUUCCCCGGAUUUGUCGGAGAUCUCUGCUUCCCCGGAGGCAGAGGAGCGGUUCCUGAAGUCAGGGAGCUUUGAGAGCAAGCGGCAAAGGAAGCCCACGAAGAAGCUCUUGGAGUCCAAUGACCUGGACACCACGUUCAUGCCAAAGAAGGAGUGGACUCCGCCAAAGAAGGGUGCCGGCCCCUCGGAGAGUGACAGCUCGGAGCUGUAUUCACCUGCCCACUUCUCUGACCACGGCGAAGCUCCUGAGAAGCCCUCUGAGAAGCAGCGCAAGCGCAAGAGGCAACGGCACCCUUUGUCUGUGGCCCGUGGCAAGAAGGAGCGGAGCGAAGAUGGCCUGGGGGAUGCUCCCCACUCCGAGGGAGAGACUUCGGUGCACGGGGCUGCCACGAGCCCCAAGGAGGGCAUUGAGGAGGGUUUGGAGAACGACCAUGGGGUGCCAUCAUCCAAGAAGAUGCAGGGGGAGCGUGGUGGGGGAGCCGCCCUCAAGGAGAACGUCUGCCAGAUCUGCGAGAAGCCGGGUGAGCUGCUGCUGUGCGAGGCGCAGUGCUGCGGCGCGUUCCACCUGCAGUGCCUGGGGCUCUCGGAGAUGCCCAAGGGCAAGUUCAUCUGCAACGAGUGCUCCACAGGCGUCCACACCUGCUUCGUGUGCAAGAGCAGUGGGGAGGAUGUGAAGCGAUGCCUGCUGCCUCUGUGUGGGAAGUACUACCACGAGGCCUGUGUCCAGAAGUACCCUCCCGCCGUGCUGCAGAGCAAGGGCUUCCGCUGCUCGCUGCACAUCUGCAUGACCUGCUACGCUGCUAACCCCACCAACGUCUCUGCCUCCAAAGGCCGCCUGAUGCGCUGUGUGCGGUGCCCAGUGGCCUACCACUCCAAUGACUUCUGCCUUGCUGCCGGCUCCGUGGUCCUGGCCUCCAACAGCAUCAUCUGCCCCAACCACUUCACGGCGCGCCGGGGCUGCCGCAACCACGAGCACGUCAACGUCAGCUGGUGCUUCGUCUGCUCGGAAGGGGGCAGUCUGCUGUGUUGUGAAUCGUGCCCGGCUGCCUUCCACCGUGAGUGUCUGAACAUCGAGAUGCCUGAGGGCAGCUGGUACUGCAACGACUGCAAGGCGGGCAAGAAGCCGCACUACAAGGAGGUGGUCUGGGUGAAAGUCGGGCGCUACAGGUGGUGGCCAGCUGAGAUCUGCCAUCCCCGCACAAUCCCGGCCAACAUCCAGAAGAUGAAGCACGACAUUGGGGAGUUCCCGGUGCUCUUUUUCGGCUCCAAGGACUACCUGUGGACGCACCAGGCUCGCGUCUUCCCCUACAUGGAAGGCGAUGCCAGCAGCAAGGACAAAAUGGGCAAGGGGGUGGACGGCAUCUACAAGAAAGCUCUGCAGGAGGCAGCCGCACGUUUCGAGGAGCUGAAGGCGCAGAAGGAGCUGAGGCAGCUGCAGGAAGACAAGAAGAAUGACAAGAAGCCUCCUCCCUACAAGCACAUCAAGGUGAACCGGCCCGUGGGCAAGGUGCAGAUCUGCACGGCUGACCUGUCCGAGAUCCCGCGCUGCAACUGCAAGCCCACGGACGAGAACCCCUGCGGGCUGGACUCGGAGUGCAUCAACCGCAUGCUGCUGUACGAGUGCCACCCGCUGGUGUGCCCGGCUGGCGAGCGCUGCCAGAACCAGUGCUUCUCCAAGCGCCAGUACCCCGAGGUGCAGAUCUUCCGCACGCUGGCCCGCGGCUGGGGCCUCCAGGCCAAGACGGACAUCCGCAAGGGUGAGUUCGUCAACGAGUAUGUGGGGGAGCUGAUUGACGAGGAGGAGUGUCGUGCCCGCAUCCGCUACGCCCAGGAGCAUGACAUCACCAACUUCUACAUGCUGACGCUGGACAAGGAUCGAAUCAUCGACGCGGGGCCAAAGGGCAACUAUGCCCGGUUCAUGAACCACUGCUGCCAGCCCAACUGCGAGACGCAGAAGUGGUGCGUGAACGGCGACACGAGGGUCGGGCUCUUUGCCAUUGUGAAUAUCAAAGCCGGCACGGAGCUGACGUUCAACUACAACCUGGAGUGUCUGGGGAACGGGAAGACGGUUUGCAAGUGUGGGGCCCCCAACUGCAGCGGCUUCCUCGGCGUGCGGCCCAAGAGCCAGCCAAAUCCUACCGAGGAGAAGUCCAAGAAGCUGAAGCGGCGGCCGCUAAAGCGCCGGUCGCAGGCCGAGGUCAUGAAGGAGCGGGAGGACGAGUGCUUCAGCUGCGGGGACGCAGGGCAGCUGGUGUCCUGCAAGAAGCCGGGCUGCCCCAAGGUGUACCACGCCGACUGCCUCAACCUGACCAAGCGGCCUGCAGGGAAGUGGGAGUGCCCAUGGCACCAGUGCGACCAGUGUGGCAAGGAGGCGGCCUCCUUCUGCGAGAUGUGUCCACGAUCCUUCUGCAAGCAGCACCGCGAGGGCAUGCUCUUCAUCUCCAAGCUGGAUGGGCGGCUGUGCUGCACGGAGCACGACCCCUGCGGGCCCCACCCCCUGGAGCCGGGGGAGAUCCGUGAGUACGUGCCUCCGGCCGGGCCGCCACCGCCACCUGCCCGCGAGAGCGCCUCGCCACCCGCGGACACCGCCCACAGCCUCCCGCCACCCGACCGGCCGCCGCAGCCCGUGGCCGUGCGGCUGCAGCCCUCCGACAAGCCCCCAACCACGCUGGCGCUGCAGCUGCAGCCCUCUGACAAGCCCCCGGCCACGCUGGCCCUGCGGCUGCAGCCACCCAACAAGCCCACCACCACCUUCGCCGUGCGGCUGCAGCCCUCCAGCAAGCCCCCUUCCACGCUGGCGCUGCGGCUGCAGCCCUCCAGCAAGCCCCCCACCACCCUGGCGCUGCGGCUGCAGUCCUCCAACAAGCCCCCAACCACCAUCGCCCUGAGGCUGCAGCCGUCGGACAAGCCCCAGGCAGCCCUGGCGCUGCGGCUGCCGUCCGAGAAGCUGCCCGCCAUUGUGGCGCUGAGGCCACCGCCCUCGGACAAGCUGGCCAUCGCUGACACCACCCAGUGGUCUCCGUCCCCGGACGUGUCCCCAGCCAAGGCGCCACUGCAGCCCCUAGACGAGCCACCGGCCGGGGCCCCACCACCCCCACCUUGCGUGCCGCGUGAGGGAGCCCUGCAGCCUGCGCCCACGGACAGGCCUUCCAGCACCACCGCCGCAGUCCCGCGGCCGCAGCCCCCGGACGAGCUGUGCGCCCUGGCCCAGCUGUCGGACAAGCCUCUCGCUGCUGCUGGUGCCCCGCAGCUACCACCGCUCGCCGGUGAGACCCCUCCUGCACCUGGGGCCCCGCAGCCUCCGCCGGCUGACGAGCCUGCCCCCAAGGGACCCUGGGCCCCGGCCCCCGAAAAGCCUCCCAAUACCGGGACCCCGCGGCCUCUGCAGCUGGACAAGCCGCCCGCCCCGUGGCCCCCCACUUCAGACAAGCCCGCCCCAGCUGCCACCGGGGCCCUGCGGAUUCAGGCACCAGACAAGCCGGCCGCCCCCCUGGCUCCAAGGCCUCAGGUCCCAGACAAGGCGCCGGCAGCCACGGUGCCACGGCCACCGCUGUCUGAGAAGGCGCUGCGGCCCGUUGACCAGAACGCCCAGCCGCAGGAGAGGGGCGCGGAGCCGAGCGCCCAGCAGAAAGACAGAACUAUCGCGCCAGCCGAGCCGCCACCGUGGCCGCCGGGGAGAGCGGCGGCGCAUACGGGGCAGGUGCUGUGGCCCCCAGAGAAGCUGCAGAUGCACGAGCUGCCCCGCUGGCCCCCCGCGAAAGCACUGACCCCCGCGGAGCCGCCCCCGCGGGCAGCAGAGAAGCUGCAGGAGCCGCCGCCACUGCCGCCACCACCGUUGGGCUGGGACGUGGCGCCCGCGCCCCCAGAGCCGGUGCCGUGGACAGCAGAGCGGUUGCGGGCUCUGGAGCCAGCCCCACCCGAGCAGGCGUCGUGGCUGGCCCGGUCCGUGCAGACGUUCGAGCCCAUCUGGCUCUCCGGGAAAGCACAGACUCCCCGGGGGCAGGACCCUUUGCCGCUGCCCGAGCAGCACGCCUGCCGCGAUCGGCCGGAGCCCAGCCCGGAGUGAGAGGGUGGGGGGCCAGCGCCGUCUGCUUGGGGCGGGGGACGGGGUUUCUUGGCUCUUUCUGUUUUUUAUUCACUGCCCUGCGCCCAGCCCCUGGCCUGCACCCUCUCCCAUGACACAAGCCAGGACGUUGGCCCAGCCCCAGUGCACCCGGCCUGGCCGGGGGGAGAGACCGCCCUGGACCUUGUCCUCUUCCUUCCACACCAGUAAAGCUGAAAUAAAGAGUCCGCUCUGGAUAAAGCCUCUAGGUCACAUUACUGGUCAGGGUCUCCAGGGGCCAGGGCUCCCCCACCCCACCCCACCCCACCCCACGGCCCCCGGCCCGGGGCACAGCCGGCCCGCCCGGGAAGAGUAGGCUCUGUGGAAGGAGGGGCGAGGAGUGCGGUCAGCUGCCCCCGCGGGGGCUCUGCACUGCAAGGGCAUGCGGGGCAGCGUCGCUGGUCGCUGUCCCCUCCAAGCUGAAGGUGCAGCGGUUGUGGGGCUGUGCUGGUCAGGCUGUGGGAUCCGUCCACUGGGGUCUCGGUGAAAGCAGGAGGCGGCAGGGAUGGCAGGGGCCUUGCAGCAUCUGCCCCGGGGGUCUUGGCCACAGACCAGCGCUCCCCGCCCCCCAAGCAUGUGCCUGGGAGCUGCAUGCACCUGGCCCCGAGCCACGCUGCGUGGGCUGCAGGGCUCUCCGUGGACUCCACCCCCCGCAGCUGCGUCUGGAGGAAGCCGUGGCUUCCUCAGCACCCCCACCCCACUUUGUGCCGCCUCUGACUCGGUGCGUUGGCAACCAAAAAUCCCUGCAGGAGACUUGAACCCCCGGCCCGCGUGUGCGUGUGCGCGUGCCCCUGCCUCCGGCAUUCCUGGUUCUCGCACUGGAGCCCCUGGGCCCAGCGGGUGUUGGUGCUCCGGCUUUGCCUCCCCGGCCCCCUCCCCAGUGCAGCUGGUAUCUGGGCAGGCCAGCAGCCCGGACCGGGCGUGUGGCGGGAUUGCAGCCGGCCCCAUCCGUGGCUUGCGCCGCCUGAGCCGGGCAGGGUUGGGGCAGUGCCGUGGGCCAGCGCUCUCUGCCCCAGCACGUGGGCAGUGGAGCCUGGAUGGCCACGGCAGGGGCUCAGCACCGUGGCCACCAGCUGCUGGCACGCGUCUCGUCUCAUCUCCACCCGGCGCGGCGCCACUGACUCCAGCCUCAGGCACCCUCGUGCCUGGGGCUGAUCCAGUGGGGUCACAGGGGUCCCGUCCAUGAUGUGGGUGGGUGCUGGGGAGAUGCAGGAGCCUGGCAGCUGUGGGGAGAAGAGCAGGAGCCCAAGGGCAUUGCACUCAGGCUCUGAAACAAAAGGCCACUUUAGGAAGUAAGCUGGUGCCAGCACCACAGCCCCAACCCUCCCCGCGCCCGGGACGAGGCCCCUUGGUGUGAGUGGGGUGGUGGCAGCUGCCUGCCAGGCCCCCGCCCGGCUUCUGCGCUGUCGCGUUUCCUCAUUCCUUGUUUCACGCACAAAUAAACUGUGACUACUUUGGUGCAGGCAACGUGAGGUCUGUGGCACGGAGGUAUUCUCGGUGCAGUUUGAGGCCAGCUACACUGAGCAUGCAACCCGGGGACCCCACUGAGCUGGUGCACCGCACCCACAGCCUGGUUCCCCUCGACUGGCCUCCUCCCUCUGCACCAGAUCCCUCCGCUCCACCCACCCGAGCCGCCGCAUGGGGAGCUGGCUCGGGCCAGGCAGCUGCUGGAUGGAGCACGAGUCUGAACCGGGAGCAUGGGGCCCAAGCCAAGAUCUCCCUCCCUGGCAGAGCUGGGACCCUGUCUGCCCGAAGGGGUGCCCAGGAGGGGGGCAGCCGGCUGCCAGGGAGCGAGACAGGAGGUGGCUUGUGCCCAAGCUGCAGCUCAGCGAGGGCAGCUGGGCAGGGAUCCGUGGUCAGGGGCUCCCUCGGAGCUGCCCCGGCUGGAAGAGGCGAGGCAUGGUGCUGGCAAGAGCAGCUUUGACUCCCAGCCCCAGAGCCCGAACGGGCCCCUGAGACGCACCCCUGUGCCCACCCUGCUGGCCGAGCCCCGGGAGCCGGGCUCUGCCCUGAGUCAGGCACCGGGAAGGAGGGCGCGGGCCCAUCACCCUGGCCGUGGGGUGGUGCAGCGCUGGCGUCCACAGCAGAGGUGGUGCGGGGCAGGGGCUGGUGCCCGGGGGAGGCACCAGGGUGGGGGCCGUGCCAUUGGAGCCGGUCGUUCUGUGCUGCGGGAUUUGGGAGCAGAGCACGGUGGCUGGGCCGUCGGGAGCGAGGGACGGGGCAGGCGGGGGCGCAGUGUGGCCAGGACACGUUCUCCUGCCUGGCAGAGGCAUCGCCACAGCCCCAGUGCAGAGGGUGUCGGCUCCCGCUUGGUGCAGCCAGUGGGUCAGGACUGGGCCUCUUUGCCCCGGAAGUCGGAGGGGAGGUUGUGCAGCAGAGGCGUCCGGUCUGUGGCAGCCCCAGGCCCUGCUCCAAGUCGGGCGCGCAGGAUGAGGAGCUGGAAGCGCUGGGCACCUCAGGGCAGCUUGGUGAAUGUGCGCGCGCGGGUGGAGGGUGGGCGCAGGUGCGGCUGGACGCAAGCAGAUCCUGACGCCAUCCAGCCAUUGCACCGGGUUGGUGCAGCGCGUCUGCAAUGGGGCAGCCUCUUGGGGCCGCUCCCAGGCACGCGCGGCCUCUUAGCAGAGCUUCGUGCGUCUGGGAGCAGCCCUGAGCUGCCCCUGCACCCCCGCCGGCCAGCAUGGGGGCACAGUACCCGCCGUUCACCCUCGUGUCUGCGCCGCCCCGGCACCAUGCCCCUGGUACGAGCUUCCCUAGCGUAGACGAGGCCCCGCUGCGCUCAAGCCCCAGAGAAGCGGUGACUGUGGGGCCGUGACACCAGCCCUCCAUGGUGUCGGUUGGCAGCGAGCGUGGGCUCCCUGCUCACCGGUUCUGGAGGGACGCUGCCCUGGAGGCUGACACGUGCCUGUGCCCGUGCCCAGGCCUUGCGGUGCUCCAUGCCUCCCGGUGCCGGCGGUCCCUGCAGGAGUGAAUCUACCUCGUAGGGAAACCUCGGCAUUCGCGUCGCUGUCGUGUUCCUAGGACAUGUUUAAUCUGUGUUUGCCCUUGGCGGAGCCCUCGGGCGCUCCUGGUGCUAUUGUAGACUUUUGGCAGCUCUGUGUGUUGUCCCCCCACCCCCUGCCGGCUCGGGGUGUGGGUCCCUCACAAGCCGAAUCUCCCCUCCUCUGAGCCCGGGGAGACCCUGCUCCUCUGCCGCCAGGCGCUUGGAAGCUCCCUCGCCUGGGGCAGGGCUGAGCAGGCCCCGCGGGGCUCCUCGGUCUGGUGGUGCCUCCUGAGCGCUGACCCAGGGGAACCGAGCCUUGGACUUUGACCUUGGCACUGGGGAACAGCCUCGUGCCGGGGUGGGCUGGAGCCGUGGCACCCGUUGGCCUGAGCACUGGCAAGACGGGGCCGGUGGCAGAAGGGUGCGGCAGCCUGUCCUGCGCCGGCCCCCCGGGAAGGCGAGAACAGGGUGGGAGUCGCACCUGCUUUGGGAACAGCUGCGGCCCUCUGGCGCAGUCCCUGCACCCGCUCCUGCCCGGGCUCGUCCCUCCCCUCCCCUCCCCUGGACUGGUGCAGCUGGAGCAGGGCCCGGGAGGAGCCCUAGCAGCUGCAGACGAGGGAAAUGGAGCUGGGGUUUGCUGCUGCUGCCUCCGGGGCCCUUCCUGUGGCUCCAGGCUCCGGCUGGUGCCCUUGCCCAAGGCCAUGCCAGGGUCCUGCUCCGGGGCUCGGCUCUGGGUCACAGGAGGCAGCAAGGGCCGUAAGCUUUAGUCUGGACAGCACCCAGGUGCAAGUGAAGCGUUACCUGCGUCACAGCGGGGCCUAGCUGGGUGGGGCUGGUCCAGGCGGCACAGGCACCUUGGGGACCGAUGCAGGCAACACUGGAAGGGGGCCAGCAGGGGGACGGGAGCGGUGACUGCAGGAGGGACCAGGCGCAGCCACCCAGCGCCUCGAGGCACGCGGGGAGGUGGAUGCAGCACAUAGACACCCGCACCGCUUGGCCUGGGGAGAGCGGCGUGGCCGGCGCGUGCAGCGAGAGGGGGGAAUCUGGGGCCACGGCCUUCCUCUCGCCCCGGGCUGCGUGUGAUGGGCAGAGGGUGGCCCUGCCAGGUGCUCCCAGAACACGUACUGUAAUUCUCUGUACAUAGACGAACGAUUACUGUAAAGUAAAGUUUAACUUUACUCCCGA